AUGCAGCUGUCCAAAAUCUUUCUUGCCUUCGGCUUAUCCACUGCCAUUUUUGCGCAGUCCAAAAUCAAGAUCAUGCCUCUGGGCGAUUCUAUCACGGAGAUAACGUGCUGGAGAGCCCUGGUCUGGGACCAGAUUGUGAAAGAGAACCUUGCCGACAAGGUGCAGUUUGUAGGCUCCAUGACUAACAACCCCCAAAACUGCCGAGCGCAGUCGGGCUCUUUUGAUCUCCAUCAUGAGGGCCACUCGGGUUGGCUCUCAAUCAACAUCGCCAACCAGUACCUCCAGGGGUGGCUGGCAAACACUAAGCCUGAUAUUGUGCAGUUCAUGCUUGGCACCAACGAUGUGGCGCAAGGGCGAACGACCAACGAUAUUGUCGCUUCGUACACAAAGAUGACAGGGUUGAUGAGAGCGUCCAACCAGCGGAUGAAGAUUCUGAUUGAUCGCUUGAUCCCGCUGUCCUUCAAUGGUGGAGGAGUUGACACCCUCAACCAGCGCAUCCCGGGAUGGGCCAUAGAACAGAACUCGACCGACUCUCCAAUCAUAGUUGCAGACUGUUCGAGUUCUGCUGGGUUCACUACCUCAAUGUUGCGAGAUGGUGUACACCCCAAUGAGCAGGGAGACCAGGUCAUAGCCCGACAGGUUGGCCCGUUGCUGAUCAAAUACGUCAAGGAUCUCAUUGCCGAACGCGGACUAUGA
Molecule: messenger RNA, 696 nt
Organism: Colletotrichum phormii
Lineage: Eukaryota; Fungi; Ascomycota; Sordariomycetes; Glomerellales; Glomerellaceae
Product: carbohydrate esterase family 3 protein
Exons: 3
Coding region: 1-696 (231 amino acids)
Molecular function (GO): phosphatidylcholine lysophospholipase A1 activity
Source: RefSeq, a predicted model, not a curated record